Gongylonema pulchrum is the source of this 153-nucleotide messenger RNA. The record is from the annotation of a GenBank genome assembly. Lineage: Eukaryota; Metazoa; Nematoda; Chromadorea; Rhabditida; Gongylonematidae.
GAAGAACCGGAAACCAGUGAAUUCUCCGAUACAGAUGAUGCGAUGGGUGAACUAGAGUCACAGCAGGUAUUUAGUGUAUUUCUACUUUGCAAAGGAUACUACAACACUGGCCAACUGAUGCCAUUUCAUCCUGAUGCAUUUCCACGGCAUUAG